Molecule: messenger RNA, 1917 nt
Organism: Penicillium atrosanguineum
Lineage: Eukaryota; Fungi; Ascomycota; Eurotiomycetes; Eurotiales; Aspergillaceae
Product: WASP family protein
Exons: 2
Coding region: 1-1917 (638 amino acids)
Source: RefSeq, a predicted model, not a curated record
AUGCCCUCGAUCCUUACCGAUGCGGAUAAGGAAACCGUUAAGCGAAAUGUCCCAAAACCCGCCAACAAGAUCCUGGCUGUAGCUGUCGCGCGACUCUACGUUGCCUACCCAGAUCCCCAGAAAUGGACAUAUACAGGCGUGCAAGGAGCAGCAGUGAUCUGCAACGACCUUGUCGGAAGAACAUUCUGGCUCAAAAUAGUCGAUGUUUCGCCCAGUGGAAAGGGCGUAAUCUGGGACCAGGAACUCUUUGACAACUUCCACUAUAACCAAGACCGCACUUUCUUCCAUACAUUCGAGCUCGAGGACUGCCCCGCCGGUCUGUCCUUCGCCGACGAGAAGGAGGCCAAGACAUUUAUUAAGAAGAUACAGGAGCGUGAGAAGCACGCGAGCAAAGAGACCACCAAGACUCCCUUUGCCUCAGGUCGAGGGCAGGGCCCUGCGCCUAUUGCCAAUGGCAAAGGCCCCAGCCGAUCUAUCUUUGGUAGCUUGUUGCAUCGCUCGAGCCAUGCUGCUCCAGCUACUGCUGCACCACCACCUCCUGCUGCUGCGCCGUCAUUACCAGUCGCAGCUCCUCCCGUUCACAUCCCGAGCGCUUCAGCGGCCAAGGCAGACCUGCCCUUUGAUAUAAAUGAUCCCUCGCAAAAGGGCCUAUUCGACGAGCUCCAGCAAAUGGGUAUCACAGCAGACCAAAUGGCGGAGCAUGCCGACUUUAUCAAGUCAUGGAUUGCUGGAAAGCAAGCUAACGAAGCAGCCGAGAAUGCAACCCCAACUGGAAGAGCUGCUCCACCACCACCUCCCGCCGCCGCACCCAAGAUAAAUACAAUCAGUCCCCAGGGCACAGGUAGCUCCGGUCGACGCGGCCCUCCACCUCCACCCCCUGCUCGCAAAGGUCGCGCCGACACGGAGGAGCCGGCAUCACCUCCGCCUCGCGAACCGUCUCCGCCUGUUCGACGGUUUGCUGCACCUCCUCCGAUUGCAGAUGCCGGCAAGUUCGCUGAGCCGGCCGGCCCAGCACACCCGAGGCGCCCACGAGCCGUCUCAAGUGCUGUACCGGGUCCCCCUCCACCUCCACGUCCUCCAAAGACUCCAAUGGAGGAAUCACAGCCUAGUCCGACUCGAUUUGGAGUACCUCCGCCUUUUGCGGGGGAUCGCAAGGCCUCAGCGCCCCCUGCGCCCCCCAGUCGCAGCCCAGUUGCUCCAGGUCCUCCACCACCGCCCCCUCGUGCAGGCAGCCCGGCAGUCCAACCACCGCAACUACCCCCCAAGGUCUCAAAUGCAAAUCUUCCACCUGGUCCACCACCUCCCCCACCCGUGAGAGGACCUGCAUCCCCACCACCACCAGCUCCCCGGCCCGUGCCAAGCCCUAUCGCAGCAGCACCUCCUCCGCCUCCCAGAGGACCUGCCUCCCCCCCCCCUCCACCGGGUACCGGGGCACCCGCAGCACCUCCGCCUCCGCUUCCACCGGGCCGUGGCCCUUCACUACCUCCUCCGCCUCCGGCACCCGGUUCUGCUGUCCCUGGAGGACCCCCACCUCCUCCACCACCUGGUCGGCCCGCAGCGUCGGUUCCGCCACCGCCGCCACCUCCUGGUGCUGGUGCACCUGGUGGUCCCCCACCGCCGCCUCCGUCUGGGGGUUCUGGAGCACCUCCUCCUCCUCCAUUGCCAGCAGUGGGCGAAGAUGGACGAGGCGGCCUCAUGGCUGCCAUUCGUGCCUCUGGCGGCCAGGGUGGAGGAGGUUUGCGCAAAGUCAGGGACUCCGACAAGAAAGACCGCAGUAGUGCUAUGGUCCCUGGAGGUGCCCAAGAGUCGGCUGCUGCGGCGUCUAGUUCAGGAGGUGCGCCACAGGGUGGAUUGGCUGGUGCACUCCAGGAUGCUUUGAAGAAAAGAAAACAGAAAGUCAGCGGAAGCGGUAAGUGA